UAUUAUUUUAUAUUUUUGGUGAUUGCGAAACUGUCAAACGGGUCGCAGAUGAGAUGAUUUCAUUUAUUUUUCUUUGAAAUAUUUAUUGUUUUUAAGUUUAUUUCUUCUUUUAGCGAAGUGCCUUUGAAAGACCUAACGGUUUAUACAUAAUUUAGUUGUGUUUGUUAGUGAUUUUGAGUUUAAAACAUGGAAGAUAUAUUUCAGUGGUGUAGGGAAGGAAAUGCAUUACAGGUACGAGUUUGGCUGGAUGAUACGGAACAUGAUAUGAAUCAGGGAGAUGACCAUGGCUUCAGUCCACUCCACUGGGCUUGCAAGGAAGGCCACAUCAAGAUCGUUGAGAUGCUCAUCCGCCGCGGCGCUCGCAUCAACGUCACUAACAUGGGUGACGACACACCACUACAUCUUGCAGCCGCCCAUGGGCACAGGCCGAUUGUGCAGCUGCUGCUACAAAAUCGUGUAGAUGUAAACUUCACGAACGAGCAUGGCAACUCGCCGCUACACUACGCUUGCUUCUGGGGCUACAGUGCGAUCGCCGAGGACUUGUUGAUGGCUGGAGCUCUCGUGUCGUUGGCUAACAAGGAUGGAGACACGCCAUUGGACAAGACUAGGGGACAACUUGUGCAGAGACUGCACGAGCUGGCCACCCAACAGGGACAAGAUCUGAAGAAGAUUCAGUUCAAGGACCAGUCCUGGCUCGGCCUGAAGACGAGGAGCAGGGACGCAACGCUCUCCCGUCAUAAAGGCAUCAACAUCAACGAACUGUCGCUGCAUACCAGAAUCGCUGUUACUCCCUCAGGUGAGACGUGGCGCGGCAGAUGGCAGAAGAACGACAUAGUGGCCAAGAUCCUGGCGGUGCGCGAGUGUACGCCGCGCAUACAGAGAGACUUCAACGAGGAGUUCCCCAAGCUGAGGAUAUUCUCGCAUCCUAACAUAUUGCCUGUUGUGAGUAGUACAAGCAAAUAAUAAUAUUAUGUCCGAAGUAUGGAAUAAGUUCACCUCCUUAUUACGUGAAGUCGUCACCUGG
Messenger RNA from Spodoptera litura, 1024 nucleotides. It is a transcript of the gene Ilk, whose product is annotated as integrin linked kinase. Gene Ontology annotation, biological process: cell-matrix adhesion; protein phosphorylation; integrin-mediated signaling pathway. Gene Ontology annotation, molecular function: protein binding; protein serine/threonine kinase activity; ATP binding. The record is from RefSeq and is a predicted model, not a curated record. Gene Ontology annotation, cellular component: focal adhesion; stress fiber. NCBI's taxonomy places the organism in Eukaryota, Metazoa, Arthropoda, Insecta, Lepidoptera, Noctuidae.